Chenopodium quinoa (quinoa) is the source of this 1490-nucleotide messenger RNA. Its product is annotated as probable lipoxygenase 6. Gene Ontology annotation, biological process: lipid oxidation. The record is from RefSeq and is a predicted model, not a curated record. NCBI's taxonomy places the organism in Eukaryota, Viridiplantae, Streptophyta, Magnoliopsida, Caryophyllales, Amaranthaceae. Gene Ontology annotation, molecular function: oxidoreductase activity, acting on single donors with incorporation of molecular oxygen, incorporation of two atoms of oxygen; protein binding; metal ion binding. The transcript is spliced from 4 exons. Bases 363 to 857 code for a protein of 164 amino acids.
CUUUCAAGUUAAUAAGAAACAUAGGUGUUUGGAAAUUGAUCUGGAUGGGUUGUACAAGACGAUGCUGCUCCUUAAGAAGAAAAAGUAUGCGGCUGUCAAAUUGCAAUUCAGGGAUGGAAAACCAUAUGAGGUAUCUUUAGUAACCUUCUUGAAGAUAUUAUGAGAGAGAGGAGAAUGUAGAAGUUAAGGAGAAUAAAGAAAAUGAAAGAGAUAUUGAGGAGGAAGUUUCAGAAGCUGCUAAAGGAAUUGAGUUUGGGAAGGUGAAAUUAGCUGCUUCUAGUGAUGAUGUAUCUAAUAAGAAGAAGAAGAGGAGAUUGUCGAAGGAGAAGGAGCUACAAAGAGCUCAGAAGCUGGAAGAGGCAAUGAAGGAUCCGGAAAAGGGUGGUGAGUUGGCAAAGCAGCACUCUUGGAAGUCAGCAAUGGAGAGGACAAUGGGAAAUAAAGUGCAUGAUGGAUUUGCUAAUGGACCUGUUUACUUCCCGGCAAAUUCAUGGAUUCACUCCUGUAAUGACAAUCCUGAGAGCAGAAUUAUCUUCAGAAAUCAUACAUACUUACCAGCACAAACACCGCCUGGGAUAAAAGAUCUACGAAGGGAGGACUUGCUCAGUCGUCGUGGUGAUGGGAAAGAAGAAAGGAGGUUACAUGAGAUGAUUUAUAAUUAUGCUCCAUAUAAUGAUUUGGGAAAUCCUGAUAAAGAUGAUGACCUCUUUAGGCCUGUUCUUGCUGGCUCUAAACGACCUUAUCCAAGGCGUUGUCGCACUGGAAGGCCACCUAUGAAAUCUGGUAUAGCUGCUCUCCCCCAUCCAUAUACUGCAUUAGUGUUUGUAAGUUUAAGUGACAAGCAAUAUGUCUGGUAGCAUUUAAUCAGUAGCAAUCCAGUUUAAUAAGGAUUGGACAAACAAUCUAUGCAUUUGGGACCAUUUGAUAAGUAAAUCGGUUCAAUAAGAGAACAGGUCCUGUGUGGAUAUAGAUAAUAAGGCUUGGAUUAUGGAUGAAUUAGCUUUUCCAACUUUAAACACUCAAAUAUCUGGUACUUUUUUUUCUUGAAUUUGAUUGUUCUGUAUUGGAAAUUCAUGCCGAGUAGAAUUGAGAAACCUCAUCCAGUAUAUGUUCCUCGUGAUGAAGCUUUCGAGGAGAUGAAGUAGGCAACAUUUGCUACUGGAAGACUGAAAGCUAUUUUACACAAUUUAGUGCCUCAGAUUGCUUCUGCUUUGGCUAGUUCGGAUAUCUCAUUCAUCUGCUUUUCUGAUAUGCUAUGGAGAUCAGCUUUGCUGCCUACAAAAGUAUGUGGCGGUUUGACAUGGAGGCACUGCCAGCUGAUCUACUUCGAAGGGGAAUGGCAGAAGAGGAUCCCACAGCACCCUAUGGAGUGAAACUGGUGAUUGAAGACUACCCUUAUGCUGCUGAUGGCCUUCUCAUAUGGUCUGCCAUAAACGAAUUUAUAUGUUUUUCUUUUUUGUUUUUUUUUUUAUUUUUUUUCAGUUUUUUAA